CGUUAAGGUAACCAAUAGCGACGAGAGAAGACUUCCGGGAUCCGCCUUCAAGAUAAAAGAAAAUGUAAACGUCCAAAAACAACAACGACGUUUAAUGACUCGAUUGUAACCCUUAAUCCGUGUUUUAUAGACACUAGUUUUCAUUGAAUGGUACAUACUUUGCCAAAUCAACGAGCAACUGCGAAGAGACAGACCUCCUAUAUAUCAGUACCCGCAUGUUGCGCGACGCGAAUGGUUCAAAAGGUAAAAGAGCGCACACCAUGGGGAUUGGUGGUCACAAGGAAUUUGGAACAUGGUGUGAUACACUCGGUAAGUAAAGGAAGUCGAAGGACACGAUGGAGUUCUCCGCAGAUGACGGAGAGACACCCAGUGUCAUCAACAUGACCACAAGCGAAAAGGUGGUGGAGCUUUUGAAUCAGGCUGCCUUGAUACCCGCAGAUGUCAAGCUAGCUGUGCUCAAACAGGUCCAAGAGCUUAUCAUCAACAAAGAUCCGUCUCUCCUUGACAAUUUUCUGGACGAAAUAAUCGCCUUUCAGACGGACAAAUCCAUCGACGUGAGGAAGUUUGUCAUCGGCUUCAUCGAGGAAGCAUGUAAACGUGACAACGAGCUGCUGCUCAGGCUAAUCGCAAACCUGAACAUGCUGCUCAAGGACGACAGUGUCAACGUGGUGAAGAAAGCCAUUCUCACCCUCACGCAGAUGUACAAGGUGACGCUACAGUGGCUGGUGCGAGCCAAAGCCGUGUCGGACAUGCAGGAGGCCUGCUGGGAAAUGGUGACUCAGAUGAAAGGCGACGUCCUGGCGCUGCUGGACUCUGAGAACGACGGCGUGCGCACUCACGCCAUCAAAUUCACCGAGUCGCUCAUCGUCACGCUGUCGCCUCGCGUGGCUGACUCGGAUGUGCCCAAGCGGCAGGAGAGCGAUAUCAGCUUGGACAAAGUGCCCAAGGACCACGCGUACAUCCGCUACAAUGUUUUGUGCGAGGAGGGAAAGUCGGCGCUGGACAAGCUGCUCAAGUUCAUGGUGCAUCCGGCCAUUACCAGCAUUAACCUGACCACCGCGCUGGGCUCCCUCGCCACCAUCGCCCGCCAAAGGCCCAUGUUUAUGUCCAAAGUGGUCCAGGCGUACGAGACCUUGCACGCCAACCUUCCGCCCACCCUGGCCAAGUCACAGGUGAGCAGCGUGCGAAAGAACCUCAAGCUGCACCUGGUGGCCGUGCUCAAGCAUCCGUGCAGCGUGGAGUUCCAGGGCCAGAUCGGCACCUUGCUCCUGGACCUGGGCAUGCCUCAGAGCGAGAUCGCGCGCUCCACGCCGCCGGUCCGGGAGCAGCGCAAGAGGCCGCGCCAGGAGCAGUACGUCGAGGGCAAGAAGGUCAAGAUGGAGCCCAUCGAAGACGACGAGGACAAGGAGGAGCCGGCCCCUCUUUCGGCGCCCAAGCCGGCUCCGGUCCCGGCGGCGCAAUCGGCCAUCGAUCUCACAGCCGACUUCCUGCGCCCGCUCCUCAACGCGGAGAACGUGGCCAAUAUGGUGCUGAUCAGCAUGGUGUAUCUGCCCGACACCAUGCCGGCGUCCUUCCAGGCCACGUACACGCCCGUGGAGUCGGCGGGCACCGACGCUCAAAUCAAACAUUUGGCCCGGCUGAUGGCCACGCAGAUGACCGCGGCUGGGAUCGGGCCAGGCCUCGAGCAGUGCAAGGCGCGAGAGAACGAGGCGGGCGGAGGAGAGGACGGCGACGAAGACGCCGCCAAGGACUCGCUCAUCAAGCGCAAAGUGAUGGUGGGCCAGGCCAUCUCGGUGGUGGGGGGCUACUCGGAAAAAGGGAGGGCCGCCCCCGCCGCCAACGUCUCCGCCGCCAAGAGGCUUCCUGAGCCCAUCCUUCCGUCGGCGCAAACUAAAUUGGCGGGGCCCAGCGGCAGGAAGAAAGUCUUCAGGCUGUCCGAUGUGAUCCAGCCUUUAUCCGACACGCAGAUUGAGCAGUUGACCUCCAAAACCAUCAAGCGCAUCCUUCAUUCCGAAAAGACCAUCUCUCAAAGCGGCAUGUCCCACGUGCGAGUGAAGCUGCUCUCCAAGCUGGUGACGCAGUUUGAGGGCAUCAUGAAGGAGGACGUGCUGCACUUCAUCUUGGAGGACAUCCGCAGCCGCAGCGAGCUGGCCUUUUCGCUGCUCUAUCAAGAGUACAACACGUACCUGAGCCAGCUGCCGUCGGGACUGCUGGACAGCUACGACCAGUGCCUCUACACGCUGCUCUCCGGGCUGCAGGAGAAGCCCGAGCAGAAGGACGGGCUGUUCACCAAACUGGUCCUGGAAGCUCCCAUCAUCACAGAGUCGGCGCUGGAAGUCAUCCGGCGCUACUGCGAGGACGAGUCGCGCGUCUAUUUAGGCAUGACCACGCUGAAGGAGCUCAUCGUCAAGCGGCCCUCCAGGCAAUUCCAGUACCUUCACGUGCUUCUGGAUCUCAGCUCCCACGAAAAGGAAAAAGUGCGAUCGACGGCCCUGGCCUUUCUGAAGCGUAUGUACGAGAAAGAGCACCUCCGGGACUACAUUGAGAAGUUUGCCUUGAACUACAUGCAACUCCUGGUGCACCCCAACCCCCCGUCGCUGCUUUUUGGGGCCGACAAAGACACAGAGGUGGCGUCCCCUUGGACCGAAGAGACGGUGCGUCAGUGUCUCUUCCUCUACUUGUCUCUGCUGCCGUUGAACCACAAGCUGGUGCACGAGCUGGCGUCCGUCUACACCGAGGCCAUCGCCGACAUCAAGCGCAGCGUGCUGCGAGCCAUCGAGCUCCCCAUCCGCGGAAUGGGCAUGAAUUCCCCCGAGCUGCUGCUUCUGGUGGAAAACUGCCCGAAGGGUGCCGAGACGCUGGUGACCCGCUGCCUGCACAUUCUCACCGACAAAGUGCCUCCGUCUCCGGAACUGGUGGAGCGGGUGCGGGACCUUUACCAUAAACGCGUGCCCGACGUUCGCUUCCUCAUCCCGGUCAUCAACGGCCUCGAAAAGAAUGAAGUCAUCCAGGCGCUCCCCAAGCUGAUCAAACUCAACCCCAUUGUGGUCAAGGAGGUGUUCAACCGGCUCCUGGGAACCCAGCACAGCGAGGGAAGUUCGUCGGUGUCCCCUCUGACGCCGGGCGAUCUGCUCAUCUCCCUGCACAACAUCGACUCGGCCAAAUGCGACAUGAAGUCCAUCAUCAAAGCAACCAACCUGUGCUUCGGCGAGAAGAACGUCUACACCUCGGAGGUUCUGGCCGUGGUGAUGCAGCAGCUGAUGGAGCAGAGCCCUCUGCCCAUCCUGCUGAUGCGGACCGUCAUCCAGUCGCUCAGCAUGUACCCGCGCCUCUGCGGCUUCGUCAUGAACAUCCUGUCCAGGCUCAUCGUCAAGCAGGUCCGCUUUGCCCGCGUUUCCUGCCUCGGCCUUGAUCUCGCUCCCUGUGGCUUGGCGAGCGGAAGAUGUGAAAGGUCGCACGAGGGCUUCUUUUCUUUUCUCCUCUCCCCUCAGGUGUGGAAGUAUCCCAAGGUGUGGGAGGGCUUUGUCAAAUGCUGCCAGAGGACCAGACCUCAGUCGUACAGCGUCCUCCUGCAGCUGCCUCCCGCCCAGCUCGCCGGCGUCUUUGAACGCUGCCCGGAGAUGAGGGAGCCCCUGCUGCACCACGUCCGCUCCUUCACGCCGCACCAGCAAGCUCACAUCCCUGCCUCCGUCAUGGCCGUCCUGGAAGUUAGCAAGAAAGCCGCGGCUAAGCCGGCGGAGCCCGUGAAGAAGGAGGCGCCCCGCACGGAGAUGGCUGCUGACCUCGCGGCCGAGGGCGCCGAGCAAGCGCAGCAGCAGGAAAUGCGCCCCCUCGCAACUAAUGUGGAGACUGAGGGGGAAGAGGAGCAAGAGGAGCAGGAGGAGCAGGAGGAAGAGCCCAUGGAGCAGGAGCAGCAGCAAGAUCAAGCAGAUCCAGUGAGAGGCCAGGAGACCGUCGAUGCCACCUUGCAGGUGGAGAUGGCGAGAACCGAUGGAACGCCUGAACCCGAACCUGAGGCGGAACCAGAACCUAAAGCGGAACCUGAACUGGAACUCGAGCCAAAAGCCGGACCUGAAGCCGAGCUUGAUCCCGAACCCGAGCCAGAAACGGAACCAGCUGAGGAGCCAAUGGAGACCUCAGAAGGCGAACCUCGCGAGACCCAGGAGACGUUGAAAGAGGACGAGGACGGAGAUGGCAAACAGGACAUUGGGAGCGGCUGUGAAGGCGCUGAAUGAAGAGCGCUCCAAAAAAAAGAAAAACAAAUAUUUGUGGACUAUGAUGUUCCUUUGUUUCCUUUUGUUCUUGUAUAAAAUGGAUUUUGAGUGUCAGAAUUGUUUCCACACACCCCUCGUAGCGGUCGACAAUAAAUCAACAAAAUAAGA
Syngnathus typhle (broad-nosed pipefish) is the source of this 4382-nucleotide messenger RNA. RefSeq names its product symplekin (gene sympk). Gene Ontology annotation, cellular component: mRNA cleavage and polyadenylation specificity factor complex. Bases 336 to 4235 code for a protein of 1299 amino acids. The transcript has 24 exons. The record is from RefSeq and is a predicted model, not a curated record. Lineage: Eukaryota; Metazoa; Chordata; Actinopteri; Syngnathiformes; Syngnathidae.